Pangasianodon hypophthalmus (striped catfish) is the source of this 4038-nucleotide messenger RNA. It is a transcript of the gene actr2a, whose product is annotated as actin related protein 2a. Gene Ontology annotation, cellular component: Arp2/3 protein complex; actin cortical patch. Lineage: Eukaryota; Metazoa; Chordata; Actinopteri; Siluriformes; Pangasiidae. The record is from RefSeq and is a predicted model, not a curated record. Gene Ontology annotation, molecular function: actin filament binding. Gene Ontology annotation, biological process: Arp2/3 complex-mediated actin nucleation. The transcript has 9 exons. Bases 111 to 1385 code for a protein of 424 amino acids.
UGACUGCAGUAAAGAGGGGACGUUUAUUUUGAUUUAUUUCUUAAUUGCCGUGGUUAUAACCGCGGUGAAGAAGGGACCUUUAUUUUGAAAAGUUUCCCGGCUGUAGUUGAAUGCGGAAGAGGAGCUGGGCGGCGCUUCCGCCUGUGCUGAGGAAAGUUGGGCUGCCAGAUCAGGGCGGAUUCUCGGAUUUUGAUAAGAAGAUGGACAGUCAGGGGAGGAAAGUGGUGGUGUGUGAUAACGGCACCGGGUUUGUGAAGUGUGGAUAUGCCGGCUCUAAUUUUCCUGAGCACAUCUUCCCUGCACUGGUGGGGCGACCCAUCAUCCGUUCCACAGCCAAAGUGGGCAACAUCGAGAUCAAGGACCUGAUGGUGGGGGACGAAGCGAGCGAGCUGCGCUCCAUGCUGGAGGUCAACUACCCAAUGGAGAACGGCAUCGUGCGCAACUGGGAUGACAUGAAGCACCUGUGGGACUACACCUUCGGCCCCGAGAAGCUCAACAUCGACUCACGCAACUGCAAGAUCCUCCUCACCGAGCCCCCGAUGAACCCCACCAAGAACCGAGAGAAGAUCAUCGAGGUGAUGUUCGAGACGUACCAGUUUGCUGGUGUUUACAUCGCCAUCCAGGCCGUGCUCACGCUCUAUGCUCAAGGCCUGCUCACUGGCGUGGUUGUAGACUCUGGUGAUGGUGUGACUCACAUCUGUCCCGUGUAUGAGGGCUUCUCUCUCCCCCACCUCACACGACGACUGGACAUCGCUGGCCGAGACAUCACACGCUACCUCAUCAAGCUGCUGUUGCUAAGAGGUUACGCCUUCAACCACUCGGCUGACUUUGAGACUGUGAGGAUGAUGAAGGAGAAGCUGUGCUACGUGGGCUACAACAUCGAACAGGAGCAGAAACUUGCGCUGGAGACCACCGUGCUGGUCGAGUCCUACACUCUGCCUGAUGGCAGGGUAAUAAAGGUCGGGGGUGAGCGUUUCGAGGCUCCCGAGGCGCUCUUCCAGCCGCACCUGAUUAACGUGGAGGGGGUAGGCGUGGCCGAACUGCUCUUCAACACCAUCCAAGCAGCCGACAUUGAUACCAGGGCUGAGUUCUAUAAGCACAUUGUGUUGUCUGGCGGUUCGACGAUGUAUCCUGGUCUCCCGUCUCGUCUGGAGCGCGAGCUCAAGCAGCUUUACCUGGAGAGGGUGCUCAAAGGAGAUGUGGACAAGCUCUCUAAGUUUAAGAUCCGUAUCGAAGACCCCCCUCGCCGUAAGCACAUGGUGUUUCUGGGCGGAGCCGUGCUCGCUGACAUCAUGAAAGAUAAAGAUAAUUUCUGGCUGACUAGAGAGGAGUAUCAGGAGAAGGGCAUGCGCGUGCUGGAGAAACUCGGCGUGACCGUCAGAUAAACAACACACACAGAAACACACACCCACACCCACACACACACACACACACACACACACACACACACUUGAAUUAAUUCACACAUUCAUACAGGGUGGCAUUUUGGCAGUGUAUAAAUGGGGAAAAUAAGCAGUUCUACCUGAUUAUUAUAAUAAUGAUAAUAAUAAUAAUAAUAAUAAUGAUACUUGAAUUUUACAGUUGCAGCAUAAAAAUAUCAUCGUCUUAUUGGUGCAACCUUCUGACCACGAUGUGGACUUUAAAGCUCUGAUAAGGGGGAAAAAAACGGUUAAGUAAAAUCCUCACUCAUUAAAGUACUUGUUUAUGCUGCCAAAAUUAAUCCUAGGAUGGAGCUUCUCUCUCUCUCUCUCUCUCUCUUCAUGUCUUUCACAUUUUGUCGCCACUUGUCAUUUUUGAAGGACGUACAGCUCACACAAAUGGUUAAAAACGUGUAAAAUAAACUUGAUUAAAUAAAUAAAUGAAUCGCCAGGAGAUCCAGACAACAAGAACAAUGAACUGUAUGAACUGUAAGAUGUUUAAAGGUGCAGUCUGUAAUUUUUCAAAGAGUUCCUAGACCUGCAAUAAUCAUGCAAAUUUAAAGAUAACUCAGAAAAACUUUCAGUCACGGUAUUGGUAUACAACAGAUUUUGGCUAUUUUUUUUAUUUUUUUAUUUCAGGUUUCUGUUUACAUUUUUUCUGGCCCUGAAAUGAUCUCCCAGGCAAUGCUGGUUCACAACUGCCACGUUGCCAUAAAAGGCAACUCAAAGGCAAAUACAAUUUGAAUACAGGGGUUGUGGUUUUUGGUUUUUUUUUUUUCUAAAAAUUACAAACUGCUCCUUUAAAGCCAACAGGAUCAAAUGUGUAAAGGCACCCAGCUGAGAUGAGCUGCUUUUUUAAAAUGUAAAAUGUGUUACUAUCCUUUCUAUUUUUCUUUUUAAUUUCCUUUUUAUGUUUUUAUUGUUUGAUAUGUUGUCGGAUGUGCACACACUGUUCUACGAAAAUGCUCUGGUCCACUGGAGGGCGCUAAGGUGAACAAAUUCAUUCAAGUUUAUUAGCCGUGUAGUUUAGAGUGUAGCGUAGAAAAAAAAAUUAGGAUUGUGUUUCAUCCAUCAGGACCAAAUUACCAUCAUUCCCACUUAGUGUUAGAUCUGGUACAGGACCUUUCAGAAGUUAGCUUGGAGAAAAUUCUGGAUCGGUGUGAUUUUUACGACGCAGCCUUUAACAGGAACCAUCUUUAACGUUAAUGUUACGCGUGUUGACGAUAUCGUGAAUGAAACUGUUUCCAGAUCAGCACAGCAUUUGAAUGAAAUGUCAGCAGCAGCGCUACCCUCGGAACAUUCCCUCUUAAGUUCAGAUAUGCUAAUCAGGCUAACGAGGGGUGAAUGCUAGUGUUACUAACAAAGCUAACCUUCGUUCAUCGCCUGGAGAAUUAGCAUUGCUUUUUAUCAAACUGUCCCUUUAGCAGCCACUUCGCCAUCGAGUCCACCAUUGUUUAUCAGCUCAAAUCUGUCUGCUGAUCACCGUCACAUGUUUUUAAUGUAGGCUGGAAUUUUUAUGUUGUUUUCUUUUCCUUUCUUUUUGGUAUGCGCUUUCUAUUUUGAUACGGUUCAUUUUCUCGUACACGGUUUGUUGGGUUAGCGCAGCUCGCAUACACAAGCAGGUUUUGUGCGGUCUAGAUGAAACUUUAAAAAAAAAAAAAAAGGAAAAAAAAAAAGCUUACAGGGCUAAUUUAUCAAAACAAUGCUAAUAAGGCUAGCCAUGUUGCUAAUGUUGCUAUGUGGUAUUUGCGGUUAUAUUAGCAACAGCUAUCCUCACAUUUAAACGGCUAAUAGGUAGCUAGUGUUGGCAGUUGGCUAGCUAGCUUAGAAUGACAUUAAGGAAGCUGCUGAGGAGCUAAAAGGUGAAAAAAAAAAUCAUAAAUAUAAACAAAAUUCAUGACCAUUAACACUUUGUUUAUGUAACAACAGACAGAAAUCAUGUUUCUAAAAAUUAUGAAGGAUAUUUUUUUUUUUUCUUUUUAAGAUUAGCGAUAGCUUUUUACCUCGGGCUUGAAAGCCUGGCUGCCAUUUUGAGCUGCACGUGUUGCUAUGGUAACAGUAUUACAUAGUAAAUCUACUGGCAGUUACACAGAACACGCUUCAUUUUAUUCGUACGCUAACAGGCAUUGUAGCGUAGCGCUCAAUAGUUACUAGCAUAAAAAAUAAAGAAUUUAAAAGUAUUUAAAAAAAAAGAAACAUAAACCACAUUUUGAAUCAACAUUUGCUGACUAGCGAUCCCCAUUAGCAUUGUUUCUGCGUACUGGCCCUUUAAAUGCGAGGAUGGUUGUUGCUAAUAUGACUGGCAUUGUAAUUAUGAGUAAUGCUAAUAUUAUUGAUGAUUUAUUAUUGUCAGGAAUAAUUUUAAUCAUGAUUAAUAACAGCAGCGUGAGUGGUUAUGAAAGCUAAAGGCUUCCUCACGCACAGAAUAAGUGAAUAAAUAUAUCGCAGGAUUUUUUUGUUAUCCCCGAGCAGUAACACAGUGCCAAGUGUGGUGACUUUUUUUUAACUUUUAUUUUUUUUGGGGGGGGGUUUUGUUUGAUUUCUGUGUUUUGUUUUUAUUUUUGUUUUGUAGCGUACUGCCAAACAACUGAUUUAAAUAAAGUAAAUUCAUUUAUAAUUA